This is a messenger RNA of Ooceraea biroi (clonal raider ant), 1774 nucleotides long. Its product is annotated as adenosine kinase. Gene Ontology annotation, cellular component: nucleus; cytosol. Gene Ontology annotation, biological process: purine ribonucleoside salvage; purine nucleobase metabolic process. NCBI's taxonomy places the organism in Eukaryota, Metazoa, Arthropoda, Insecta, Hymenoptera, Formicidae. Gene Ontology annotation, molecular function: adenosine kinase activity. The record is from RefSeq and is a predicted model, not a curated record.
AGUUUUGUGUGGAAAAUAAUUUAUAGGUUAUGAUCGAAGAGAGAGACUGGAGAUGUGACAGUGACGCGAUAAAGUGGAUUGAAGCAGAUAGAACACGAUGUAGCUUCGAAAGUGAAUGAAAGGACGUCGAAGUGUUUGAUUAAGUUGGGCGAUUCGUUUUGCCGAUCAUGAUGGAGAAAAAGUUUUAGAUAAAGCGAUUUUCUGUUCGCUUGUCUCGAAGUUUGCAGUCUCUAUUCAUACCUUCGUAUUGUUUAAUUAGUUGACAAUGUCACGUACAUUUUCCGUCGUAAUACUUUAGUCUUGCAAGUUUUAUGUAGCCGUGUAAUUCCUUUCGUGUGAAUGUUACGACUUGUAGCUCUGUAAUUAUCCUUGCGCGGAUGUUAUAAUGAUUGCAGAAAUUUUAUUUAUCUUCUAAUGUUCAGACCUCGCUCCUCAAUACGAAAAAUGGUAGAGAAGAUUUCACUGCAGAAGACGAUCGCUCGAUUGGACUUUCCAGCUAUUAUAGCCUUCGGCAACCCUUUACUGGAUAUCUUUGUGAUGCUGGAAAAUGACGACCUGUUUAAGAAGUACAAUCUUAAGACGGAUGGUGAAACAGAACUGUGCGAGGAGAAGAUGCAGGAGUUAACUGCAGAUUUACCAUCAGAGAGUGAGCAAAAUAUGUGCCCCGGAGGAUCCGCGCAGAAUACAAUGAGGAUCUUACAAUGGCUCUGUGAUGAUACCCAUGAGUCUCAAAUUGGUAUUUUUCACGGUGGCCUCGGAAACGAUCAAAAUGGUUCGAUCUUAGAAAAAUUAGUUCGAAUUUCUGGGGUGGAUGUAAGGUACGCCAUACAUCCAACUCUGCCUACUGGAUUAUGCGUUUCGCUCGUACACGAUACUUCCCGUAGUUUGGUUGCGAAUCUUGGUGCAGCUAAUGUAUAUACAUUGGACGACCUGAAGAAGGCGAAUUUACGAUUGGACAACGUGAAAGUAAUUUACAUUGAAGGAUAUUUCAUAACGCAUAGUUUGGACGUGGCUAAGGAAUUGGUUAAGCGGGCGCAGGAGACAAAUAUCAUAAUAGCGUUCAACCUUAGUGGUCUAUAUAUAUUUCAGAAUCAUCAUGCAGCUAUUUGCGAAAUGGUCGGUUACGCCAAGAUCGUAUUCGGGAAUGCGAGGGAAAUGAUUGCUCUGGCACAGGCAUUGAAUGUGAAAUACGACGACGUUACUGACAUACCUUUCUUGCUAAAUAGCUUGAAGAGAAUAACGGUGGACAUUUCUAGCGCUAGCUGCAAAGAUUGGCUCGCUGAUGAUGGCAUAUUCGUCAUGACACGCGGAGGAUCUGCACCGGCGAUCAUUGUAUGGGGCAAAGGACAAUCGAUUCAGAUACCACCGAUUUCACCAAAGGCACCUAUCGUAGACACAACAGGCGCCGGGGAUGCUCUAGUGGCUGGUUUUCUCGCUGGCGUUCUGGCACAUUGGGACCCGAAGAAUUGCUUAGAAUUGGGAUGCAAGGUCGCAUCGUACAUGAUAACCAGAUUUGGCGUCACGCUACCGUGCAACCUACCUCCCGAUUUGCUGCCAUAACAGUUCGAUUCCUUUAGGAAAUUAAUGACUAAUCGUUACCUGACAUACUCGUAAUCGUACGGUUAUUAUUUAUUUAUUGCUUGAAAAAAUUCUACGCGGCGAAUUACUCGUCAGAAAUGAUAAUUAGCAGUUCUUAUCGAUGUGACAUCAAUUAGAUAUUUAUUUUUUCGGGCUAUAGUGAAUAUUUGCAACGCGUAUGCGUCACAUUGUAAAA